CGCUAUUCACUGUUUCGUGAACACCGGGAACGCGUGGGUCAAACAUGGCCGGCUCUGUGUCGCUCCUCCUUGGAGCCGUCUUUCUGCUCGCCCUGGCAAUGCAGCAAACGGGAGCUGCAAAGCCACGUGUCUUCGACUUGCCGAAAAAAAUCCAAGAGUUUGUGAACCAAAAGUCUAAGGAACACAACAUGCCGGUCAACUGGUGGAACAUGCACGGCAACCACAGUCAUCUUAUCGAGUUCGCCGCAAAGUACAGAAAGUACAAGGUGAGCACCACAGUGGGCUCCUUGAAGUACGGCAACAUGAGCAAGUCGUCCGUCCUGCCCAAAGUGGUGCACACGGAAUGGUCCCACAACGCAAUGCCGACGGAACCGCUCAUCGUCACCGUGAAGCGGACCAAGAAGCUGACGCACCAGUACUCGUGGCAGACGCAAGACUCGUUCAGUGUGGGUACCUCGCUCUCCAUCAAGGUGGGCCUGCCUGGCGUGGCGGACGUCACCAGCACGUUCAGCACAAGCGUGAGCCUCACUAAGACUGCUGGGCAAGUUCACACCGAGUCGGAGGAGUACACUAUCGAACAGGACGUCAUUGUUCCGCCAAUGAAGUCGGCGAAAAUUGAGUGGGUCGUCACCGACGUCACCCAGGAAAUUCCAUGGACCGCCCAGAUUGACAUAGAAGGCUGGUUCGCUGUCUGGUUCCAGGGAAAGGUCAAUGACCACUACCUUUGGUUCUACGACGUCAAGGACCUCGACGAUCCACUUCUGGAACAAACCGAAAAGGGAGUGCGCUACACCGCCAGGGGCAUUUUCAACGGCGUCCACGGAACCGAAGCCCACCUUCGCGUCAGCCAGUACGACCUCGGGGCUUAUGGUGGGAAACCGACCAAAGUUUACACUAUUCCUCUGUCCUCACCGCGCCUGCGAGCAGGUAAUUAUAUCACACUGUAAAUACCAUGACAAUGCGAAUAAAGACGGUUUAAACUUCCGA
Ixodes scapularis (black-legged tick) is the source of this 987-nucleotide messenger RNA. RefSeq lists its product as uncharacterized. The record is from RefSeq and is a predicted model, not a curated record. Lineage: Eukaryota; Metazoa; Arthropoda; Arachnida; Ixodida; Ixodidae.